AUGCCCAGGGUAGGUCAUUUCACGAAGAAAGCCCGUGUAGACACAGCAUGUCAACAGCCUCAAGUAGGAUUUGAUGCAGCCUCAACUUCCCAGAGAGCGGAUUGCCCAAUUCUGCCAUCCAAUGGCAGUGGUGCCCCUGCAUCUUCACGCCGAGACUUAGACCUAGAGGCAGAUGAGGUAGAUUCUUUUGACCAACAUGUUGAUAACCUUUUUGCUGCAUCGGAUGCUCAGAAGCGCAAGGAACGCAAGACCACAGAAUUUUGGGAUGUUAAAACAAUUGAAUUCGAUGGCACAAUUAAACAGAUUAAACUCAGUGUGAAGGAAGCUAUGAAGCCACCUAAUGGAAGAAAGAUCCUACUCAGGUUUAACAGUACACUACAACCAGUUGGGGAUGAAGCAGGUCUACUGAGUGGCGUUAUGGGACUGCUGGGAUCUGACUACACUAAAUUUCCAAUCUGCGAGAAGGACUGGAGAAAGGUUCACACCAGGGACAAGGUCUAUAAUGAAUCUGUAAAGGAAAUGUUCCAUUUUGAAGAAGAUAGUAGAGGAAUUAUCAAGCGUAUAAUAUUCAAAAUGCUAGGAAGAGCUUGGAAGGAAACGAGGAACAUAUUAUACCAUCACUGCUAUGACCCAGAACUUUCACUUGAAGAAAAUAUUGAAAACCACCCAGAUAGAAUUACUACGGACCAUUGGAGAUGGUUUCUCGAUUAUCAUAAUAGCGAAGAGACACAGGAGAAGUGUAAGAAAAAUGUUGAGAAUCAAUCGAAGCAGCAUUACACCCACACCGGCGGAUCGAAAAGCUUGGCAAGGCUCGGAGAAGAAGAAAAUGAUUUGCUUGCUCAAGCUCUCAGAAAGGAGCACUCGGGUAGGGUGUGUGGCAUGAGGUUGGGGCCGACUUCUAGUCAAGUCUUCGGUAUGAAUUCCCAUCAGCCGAGCAAUGGUUUUAAAAGAGAGGAGACCCAAAGGGUGCUUCUUGAACUACAAGCAGAGUUGGUAGCAGAGAAAUUGAAAAGGAAAGCAGUGGAGGAUGAAGUAGCAGCUGGGAAGGUCAGGAUGUGA
Messenger RNA from Arachis duranensis, 1059 nucleotides. RefSeq lists its product as uncharacterized. NCBI's taxonomy places the organism in Eukaryota, Viridiplantae, Streptophyta, Magnoliopsida, Fabales, Fabaceae. Bases 1 to 1059 code for a protein of 352 amino acids. The transcript is spliced from 6 exons. The record is from RefSeq and is a predicted model, not a curated record.